AUGGAAAAAGAGUAUUCUUAUUUGGAUGAUACCUUAUCAACAAAAUACCGGUGGAUCCAAGAUUCUCGGGACUCAAUAAAUCAUCCGAGUAUGGAAGAAAUAUCAGUGCAAGAUUAUGUUUUUUUGGAUUAUCAACAUAAUUCUCCAAAAAUGAAAAAAAUCCAUCAAUUAGCAAAGUUAUUGGAUGAUACACAAGUGUCAACAAAAACAAUAAAAAAAGAGACAGCAUUGAAGACAACACAUACUUUUUUGACACCAGAAUCAGACAGAAAGCUUGAGAAGACACAUUUUUCACCACAUGUUCAACGAUCAGCGUCGUUUUCCAAUGGCCAACUUAAAACAGUUCCAUCUUUUGAUAAACAUAUGGAUUCUUAUUUAUAUGAAAAGAAGUUAUCAUCUCCAAAAUCGUUAAAUAGGGUCCCUGUAUCAAAGGUGCAAAAUGAUCAAUCUUUUUUGGAACCGUCAUUACUUAACCAGGAAUCUUCCGGUGUUUCAAAUUCUACUGAUCCAAGUUCUUCUUCGGUUCUUUUUUCGAAAAAAGAUUAUCAAGAAGUAUCUUCUCAAUCUUUACCCAAAAAAUCUCCCAAUCAAAGUGAAACAUCUUCCAGUUUUUCUUGGAGUUCUGAAACAGUUAAAGAGUAUCUAGGCGAAAUAUUGAAACAAAUAUAUCCAGAUAAAAAGGAAAAUAUUAAACCUCAACAUAAAUCAAACCAUUAUAAACAGUUUUCGAAUCCAAACAUAAAUACAAUCCAUGAAAAUACUGCUCUUUUAGGAAAUAUAGUUGAUGAGAAAAGUUAUAUUUCUAAGAAAUCUGAAAGUAUAUUAGAUCUUAUGAAGGAAAAAUUAUUUUUAGAUACGCCUGCCCCCAACCUUUAUAUAGAUGUUGAAAACAAUUCUACUUUAAAAGUAAAAGAUCAGUCUGAACUUUUUUCUAAUGAAAAGACACCUGUUUCUUCAAAUUUAAUAGGUCGUGAUAAUUCUCAUAUUUUGAAUUCAUUUGUUGACACACAUAACCAUCCUUCAAAUAAAAGUGUUUCAUAUAAAGACUUACCAUCUGAUACUUCAAACAAAUCACAUAUUGACGAAAAAAAAUAUACAGAAGCAGAAUUUAAACGUGUAAAUUUAGAUAAUACUGAUACUAAUCAGAAAAAUCAAAAUAUUGAGAUUCAAUGUACAUAUGAAGAUCAUAAUAAACAUAAAGAGGAUAUUAUUGAUAUCCAAAAUUCUCUUAAACAACUAAUAAGUGAAUAUGACCGUAGAGGGCAUAUGUUAGAUAAAUUAAUUCAUGAGUUUUCUGUUUUAAAAUCAGAAAAUAGAAAUCAAAAUAAUGAAAAUGCGUUGAAAAUAUCUUUUGAUGAAACUAAAAAACAUGCUAUUUUUGUUGAAAAAGAUCUUGAUGCUGCUAGAUUAGAAAUUGCUGAUUUAAAAACUAUUUGUCAUGAUUUAAUUGAAGUAUUAAAAAUAAAGCCACAAAGUAUUCAGAAAUAUUAUCCAUCUACACCAAAAAUAGGAAACGAUGAAUCAUUGAAGGAAAAAAUGACUCGUUGGAAAACAUAUCUUUCUCCUCAAUUUUCUCCAGUUCAAAGUACAAAACAUUUCAGUUUUCCUCAGAAUAUGAAUGUUUAUGAUAAAAAAGAACCAUUGCAUGAUUUAAACAUUCCAGUAAAUACACAAAGUCCUCAACAAAGUGUUCCAUCGGUUUUAGAUAAACAAAAGGAAAUGACUCCUCAAGAGUUUUCUACAAAGCAAAUAUAUGAAGGCAAUAACCAAAUUUCAUCCCAUGAAGAGAUUUAUAAUCUUAAAAUACAACUUGAGAAAGCAAAACAAGAAAUUGAAAGAUUAAAAUCAAAUAUUCCUGAUGCAUCACAUGAACAUCAUACAAAACCAAUUACUCCACAAGAUAUGCCAGAUGCUCAUAAAUCAUUGUCUAAAGCAGAAAAAAUUUAUUAUCGUUUACAACUUCAUAAAAUAGAUAAACUUUGUUCUAAUGAAACAUCCAAUCUUUUGAAAAAUAUUCUUGUUCAACUUAAUAUACCAUUUGAUUUACUUCCUGAAACUAUUACAAGUAUUAGAUAUCAGCUUCAGCAAGGUCUACGGCUUAGAGAAUUCGCAGAAGAAGUUCACUUAAGCUUAUAUGAGGGCGAACCAAUGGAUCCCAAACUUGCAAGCAAAAAGUGUUUAGGCGAUAUGAUUACAAAAGUAGAUCAACUUGCAAGAUCAUCGCGAAGACGAAGAAUACGGCGUAGUAUAAUUUAA
Pneumocystis jirovecii RU7 is the source of this 2256-nucleotide messenger RNA. RefSeq lists its product as uncharacterized. Lineage: Eukaryota; Fungi; Ascomycota; Pneumocystomycetes; Pneumocystales; Pneumocystaceae. The coding region runs from base 1 to 2256 and encodes 751 amino acids. The record is from RefSeq and is a predicted model, not a curated record. The transcript has 10 exons.